AUGUCUGGCCGUGGUAAAGUAACAGGAAGUGGAAAAGCUCGUGCUAAAGCGAAAACACGUUCAUCGAAAGCUGGUCUUCAAUUUCCAGUGGGCCGUAUUCAUCGUUUACUUCGUCGUGGAAACUAUGCUGAACGUGUUGGUGCAGGUGCUCCAGUAUAUUUAGCUGCAGUUCUCGAAUAUCUUUCAGCUGAAAUUUUGGAAUUGGCUGGUAAUGCAGCACGAGAUAAUAAAAAAUCUCGUAUUAUUCCACGACAUCUUCAACUAGCCAUACGAAAUGAUGAAGAGCUUAAUAAAUUAUUAUCAGGAGUAACUAUUGCUCAAGGUGGUGUUUUACCCAACAUUCAACAGAUACUAUUACCGAAGAAAACCGAAGGUGGUAGUUUACCAACAUCACAAGGUGAAGCAAGUUCAUCAUCGAAAAAGACAUCGAAGUCAUCGAGUGAAAAGAAAGCAACAAGUGCCGAUAAUACGAAAAAUUGA
Molecule: messenger RNA, 480 nt
Organism: Rotaria socialis
Lineage: Eukaryota; Metazoa; Rotifera; Eurotatoria; Philodinida; Philodinidae
Source: the annotation of a GenBank genome assembly